Molecule: messenger RNA, 1818 nt
Organism: Psylliodes chrysocephalus
Lineage: Eukaryota; Metazoa; Arthropoda; Insecta; Coleoptera; Chrysomelidae
Source: the annotation of a GenBank genome assembly
GUAGAAUUGAAAGUAGAAUUAUUCCACACCACACCACACUAUUCUAACUCUCAGUAUAAGAGUGAAACGGAAACAGCUGAGACGAUAACGGUAUAUUAAUUUCAAAUCAGUCGAAACAGAUAAUUUAUUGCAUGUGUAUAUAAUUAUUUAUAAAUACUUAUAAUAUAAAUAUUAGUUUAGUUUGUCCGUAACCUCCAAACCAAAAAGAGCAACAACCAACAAUAUGGUUAACCCAGAACCAGGCUACGCUAGCCCACUAGAUGCUAUGAAAAAUGCACCAAGGGAAAAAAUACUGUACGUAAUUUGCAUUAAUACCAAUGAAGGUGAUGAUAAAUUCGACCUUUUGGCCACUGUUGACGUUGAUCCACAGUCUCCAACAUAUUGUCAGAUUAUCCACCGUCUAAGAACUGGUAACAAAAACGAUGAGCUUCACCACUCUGGAUGGAACGUUUGCUCCAGCUGUCACUCAUCCACAGGAUGCAAAAAUGCUCCUGCUAGGGACAAACUGAUUUUACCAGCACUAGGCUCUGACAGAAUAUUUGUUGUUGAUACUGGAAAAAAUCCAAGAGCUCCAGAAUUUCACAAGGUUAUUGACGCUUCAGAAAUGCGCAAUUUUAACUGUAGAGUACCUCAUACAACUCAUUGUCUAUCGACUGGAGAUAUUAUGAUUUCUGUAAUGGGAGAUAAUGAUGAUAAUGGUAAAUGUGAUUUUAUUCUUGUGGACAGCAAGAGCUUGAAGGUCAAAGGAACAUGGAUCAAAGGUAACAAAGCACCAAAGUUCAACUACGAUUUCUGGUACCAACCCUACCAUGACAUAAUGGUAUCUAGUGAAUGGGGAGCUCCAAGAUUAUUCAAACACGGUUUUGAUCCAUCUCAUGCAACAGACAUAGACAAAUACGGACGAAGCAUAAACUUCUUCUCCUGGAAAACACAUGAACUAAUUCAAACGAUUGAUUUGGGUGAGGAAGGAAUUUGUCCGUUGGAAGUGAGAUUUUUGCAUAAUCCUAAGGAAGCGCAAGGAUAUGUGGGUUGCGCUGUUAACGCCAAUGUUUACAGAUUCCAUCUGAAACCCGACGGCAAAUGGACUGCUGAUAAAGUCAUUGACGUACCAGCCAAAAAAAUUUCAGGAUGGGAAGGAAUGGAUUAUUUACCAGGAAUGAUCACCGACAUUUUAAUAUCUUUGGACGACAAAUACUUAUAUUUCAGCAACUGGUUACAUGGAGACGUUAGACAAUAUGAUAUUACGGAUAGGGCUCAUCCAAAACUAACAGGACAGGUAUUCGUUGGAGGUAAAGUACUAUCAGAUUCAGCUUAUAAAGUACUAGAAGACACUGAACUUAAAUCACAGCCCGACCCUGUCUUUAUUAAGGGUAAACGUGUCACCGGAGGUCCUCAAAUGAUCCAACUUUCUCAAGACGGGAAGAGAUUGUACGUUACUUCGAGUCUCCUAUCUGCUUGGGAUAGACAAUUCUACCCUGAUUUGGAAAAAAAGGGUAGCAGAAUGGUGAAGAUAGACAUCGAUACGGAAAAUGGGGGCAUGAAGUUAGAUGAGAAUUUCUUGAUUGAUUUCGCGGAGGGCCCAGAUGGACCACUACUCGCUCAUGAGACAAGAUAUCCUGGAGGAGACUGCACUUCGGAUAUUUGGCUCGCUACAGAUUAAAGCAACAGUUGAAACAAUACAUAAAAAAAACCCUUAAAUAUUGUUAAGUUAAGAAACUUUAAAAAAUAUAAGAAGAUUGUAAAUGAUGUAUUUUCUAUGAUAUAGAUACGUUUUUAUUGAAAGAAUUUCAUUAUUUAUUAAACUCUGGAGCAUUCUUA